Molecule: messenger RNA, 448 nt
Organism: Exaiptasia diaphana
Lineage: Eukaryota; Metazoa; Cnidaria; Anthozoa; Actiniaria; Aiptasiidae
Exons: 3
Source: RefSeq, a predicted model, not a curated record
CGCGUCAUUAUUUAAUGAAACAGAUGUUUCCUUAGAUAUUGGAUCCACGGGUGAUGACUUGCACGUGUCCGUUAAAGUAAAGAUACCUGGGGGAGGUCUGGUUCCCUUAAUUGUUAUCAAAGACGCCAUUAAAGGAAGCAAGAAAGCCAUAGAGAAACAAACGGGCCUUAAGGUGUCCUUAGACAAUAAGAGCAUCGCCUUGAUGUCAACAACUACGGCUAGGCCGCCGACCACAUUUCCUCCAGGAGUUAUUAUAAGCACACCUACUAGAAGUAUAAUACCAGGUCUCCAUGAUUACUGGGCUGUCAUCGUGUGUGCCGUGGCUGCCACUUUGUUUCUGUUGGCUAUUACUUUAUGUUUUACCUUUCAUGCAAACAGGAUUCAGGCACCACGGGAUCGAAGCCACAGGAAUUCCGAUUCUGUACUUUCUUUCUCAACAUUUGCAUGA